Molecule: messenger RNA, 3239 nt
Organism: Sorex araneus (European shrew)
Lineage: Eukaryota; Metazoa; Chordata; Mammalia; Eulipotyphla; Soricidae
Gene: ARL9
Product: ADP ribosylation factor like GTPase 9
Exons: 4
Coding region: 39-1112 (357 amino acids)
Molecular function (GO): GTPase activity; GTP binding
Source: RefSeq, a predicted model, not a curated record
CGCGCGGAGAGAGGGAAGGAGACGCCGGGCUGGUGGCGAUGGAGAAGGGGAAACCGAAGAAGAAAGAGAAGGGAAGGGACUCGGAUAAAGAGAAGAGCUCGGAUAGAGGGUCCAAGAGCAAGGAGCCCGAGAAGGAGAGAAACGGCACCAAGGGAAAGGAGUUAGAAAGGGACAGAAGCGGGUCCAAGGGGAAAGAAGUGGGCGAGAAAGAGCGAAACGGGAAGGGGAAGGAGCCGCUGGAGAAGGAGAGAACCUCAUCCAAGGAAAAGGAGCCGGAGAAGAAGAAUGGGAGGGGGAGGGACUCGGAGAAGGAGAGACAGGAGAGACGGGUGAAGGAGGGGGAGAAGGAGAAGUCGGGCCGGCCCAAGGAGCUGGACAAGGACAGGAACGGGGCCAAGAGCAAGGAGUCGGAGGAGAAGAGGAAGGACUCGGAGAAGGAGAAAGCUAAGGAGAAGGAAAAAGGGAAAGAGCGGGCGAAGGAGGACAAACACCGGGAGGAGAAGAAGAACCUAGACAAAGAGCAGAGUAAGGGGCCGGAGGAGAAAGAAAAGGAGAACAAAACCGCUUUGACAAAGCCCAUGCUGGAUCUGCCGGACAAAAAUAAGCAGAUUCUAGUGUUAGGACUGGACGGAGCGGGAAAGACCAGUCUCCUGCACUCUUUCGCUUUGAACAGAGUCCAGCACAGCUGCGCCCCCACCGAAGGGUUCAAUGCCGUGUGCAUCAACACUGACGACAGUCAGAUGGAGUUCCUGGAGAUCGGUGGCAGUGAAGCGUUCCGUCCCUAUUGGCAAAUGUACCUGCCCAAGGGUUUGCUGCUGGUGUUUGUGGUGGAUUCAGCCGACCACCACAGACUGCCUGAAGCCAAGAAACAUCUUCAUCAACUAAUUGGAACCAAUCCACUCCUUCCGCUGGUUGUGUUUGCAAAUAAACAGGAUCUUGACACAGCCUACCACAUUACAGAUAUUCAUGAUGCCUUGGCAUUAUCUGAGGUGGGAAAUGAAAGGAAGAUGUUCUUGUUUGGAACCCAGGUGACAGAGAAUGGCUCCGAGAUCCCCGAGGCCAUGCAGGACGCCCGAGACCUGAUCGCACAGCUGGCUGCAGACAUGCAGUGAGAGCCCAGGAUCCGCUCGGACCCGGAUUGCACCUGGGAGAGUUGGAUGGCAGACUCGAAACCAAAGGUUUCCACUUGCAAAUAAAAGAUGAGCAGUUUCUUAUUUUUCUCAGUAGACCACACUUUACAAACAAAAAUAAUGUUAAUUAAGAAUGUCUCUUUGGGGCUGGAGCGAUAGCACAGUGGGUAGGGCGUUUGCCGUGCACGUGGCCGACCCAGGUUCGAUCCCCAGCAUCCCAUAUGGUCUCCUGAGCACUGCCAGAGGUAAUUCCUGAGGGCAGAGCCAGGAGUAACCCCUGUGCAUUGCCGGGUGAGACCCAAAAAGAAAAAAAAUUUUUUUUUAAAUAAAGAGUGUCUCUUUGGGGUUUAAAGCUCUAAAAAUAAACCAAUGUGUUAGGAGAAUUUGGAUUUUUAGUUGACAAAAUCAAAGGGAGCACGAGUAAGCAUUGAUAUUUUAAAGAACUUCUUCCCAAUUAAAAAUCCAGCUGUAGUUUUUUCAUUUUGAAUAAACUUUUGUUUUUUCUAGUAAAAAUCCAGGUGUCUUUUCUUUGGUGGAUGCAUUUAACACAGUUAGGAAAAAUACAGAGUUAGGAGAGUGGGGAAAAUAAGUGUCCUCAAAUCAACAUAGAAAUAUAAAUUAAUAGCACUCAGCAAGAGUGAAGACAGGAUUUGGGGAACACAGGGAAUUUGAUUUUUAAAUUCCUUUCUUUUUAAAACUUUUUAUUAAAUCACCAUGUGGAAAGUUACAAAGUUCUCAGGUUUAUGUCUCAGUUAUACAAUAUUCAAACACCCAUCCCUUCACCAGUGCCCAUAUUCCACCACCAAAAACCCCAGUAUACCCCCCGCCCCCACCCCGUACCCCCUACAGUAUAACUAAUGAAUUUCACUUCAUUUUCUCUUUACCUUAAUUACAUUCCAUAUUUCAACACACAACUCACUAUUGUUGUUGGAGUUUCUACCCAAGAGAGACAGACCUACUACCAAGAAAGCAUUUGAUAAUUAGUUUUCCAUUGCUGGGAAUGAAGAAAUAUUGAGCCCCACUGCUACAAGUACAUAACUCUUCUUUUUUUUUUUCCUUUUUCCUUUUCCCUUUUUUUUUUUUCACCCUCAUCCCCCAUCCCGCGCCUCAUAGUAUGGUGUACGCCACGCCACAACGGCCGGCGUGGGGCUUUUGCUUAGUUCACAGUCCAGAGAGGUGGCUGCUACAUUAAUAACCUUCAAUAUUUCAACAAAAACUUACUGUUAUUAUUUGGAGUUUCCCCCCCAAGUCAGACCUGUUCAAAAGGAACCUUUUCACAUAGCUGACAAUUAUAGAUGUUAAAUCACGCGGACUCGGCAGUGUCCCCGCGGUUUUGGAUUUCUGUAUAAAGUCCAGGGAAAAUUCUACCAGAAAUUGCAUAGACCAGUUUGCAGUCCCAGUACAUUAUUAGAAGCUGCGCUGGAUGCCCGAAAGUGUUAGGUCUCUGGAAUCAAAGUCUUUAGGCGCAGAGGAUCCGCUUCCCGCUCAGCAGCUCCGAAUUUAUCUGGGCCGAGUGCGUGCCGGUUACACCCCCUUCCCAUGAGUCCCAGGGAGCCCCAAAUGUAGAAAUCGAGUACCUCUGGGUUAGGAUUCUUAAGAUGGCGCCUGUCAUGCGGUUGCCGCCGCCGCCGUUUUCCGUGCAGGAAGACAGGGUGGGGAGGAAAAAAAAAUCCAUCCCCGGGCAGCACAGAGUUGAAGCCCAGUUGGCAGUCCCAGUGCAUUGUUAUUAGAAGCUGAAUUAUUGCGAUUGUCCUCUUGAUUUUACUCAGUCAGAAACACUCUUAGUCGUCAGUCACAGGAAUCAGAUCACAGUAUUCUGUUGAAAAAUCCCUUGGCUUAUGUAAUUUUCUGUAAAUUUAUUCUUUAAAGUAUGCUUUGUUUUCAUCCUAAGAUCCAAUAAUGUGGCUGAGCAGAGGUGUUCUUGCCUUGUGUAUGUGAGGCUUGGAGUUCAAUUCCUGCUCAAAGGACCCAUAAAAUGUCGGACACCACGCCUUCUCCCCCGGGAGGGAGGAGAGACCAAGGGAGAAGGAUAUUUCCUCCGUUAGCCGGCGUGGGGCAAAAGCUUAGUUCACAGUCCGCAUACAUGGUUGCAAGCACUCGCCGGAACCC